Messenger RNA from Heterostelium album PN500, 357 nucleotides. Its product is annotated as C2H2-type zinc finger protein. Gene Ontology annotation, biological process: mRNA splicing, via spliceosome. The transcript has a single exon. Gene Ontology annotation, cellular component: U4/U6 x U5 tri-snRNP complex; spliceosomal complex. NCBI's taxonomy places the organism in Eukaryota, Evosea, Eumycetozoa, Acytosteliales, Acytosteliaceae. The record is from RefSeq and is a predicted model, not a curated record. Bases 1 to 357 code for a protein of 118 amino acids.
AUGUCAUCAGAAAAGAAAGAUUUUGUAGAUAGUACUUUUAGAAAGAAAUGGGAUAGAGAGUAUUAUGAACAGAGAGCUAGGGAUAGAGAAGCUGGUUUGAUUGCCGACACCGAUGCUACAGCUCAGCAGACAAAGAAACAAGUGACUGCACCAUCGGUAGAGUCACUCGGUAGUCUCGAAGCAAGAACUGAAGAUUUGAACUUAAUGCAGAGACUUGGAAAGGUUACUGUUGUCAAUGGUGUAACACCUAGUUCUGAACAAGGUGGAUUGUACUGUGAGAAAUGUGAUGUACUACUGAAAGAUUCUGUAUCGAUGCUUGAUCAUUAUAAUAGUAAGAAACGUAUGUAUUCUCUAUGA